Messenger RNA from Necator americanus (New World hookworm), 2892 nucleotides. RefSeq lists its product as uncharacterized. NCBI's taxonomy places the organism in Eukaryota, Metazoa, Nematoda, Chromadorea, Rhabditida, Ancylostomatidae. The coding region runs from base 1 to 2892 and encodes 963 amino acids. The transcript is spliced from 23 exons. Gene Ontology annotation, biological process: positive regulation of MAP kinase activity; protein phosphorylation; regulation of cell cycle G2/M phase transition. Gene Ontology annotation, molecular function: protein binding; ATP binding; protein serine/threonine kinase activity. The record is from RefSeq and is a predicted model, not a curated record.
AUGGGAACUCCAGUCGCCCAAAUCCUCUACUAUCUCUCUCAGGAACAGCAGACUCCAUCCGAUGUUCAACACGAACUCGAAGCUUUUUCUGCUUUUCUAGAAACACUGACAGAUGUCACAUGUUCACAACUGGUAUCGAGCGGAGUGGCCGCAAGAAUUACAGAAUCACUAUCCAGACGGAGAUUGUGCAGUUUGAAGUGGACGGCUUCUUGCCCAUCUCGCAAAUGGGUUUGUUUUGUGCUGCGAUUAGCUCGGAUUCUAUUCCGUGAUCGCAGCUGUGUUGACGUAUUUCACUCUAUCAAAGAGCAUCAAAACUAUGUGCAGUUCGCCAACUACCUCUCCAGAAACCUCCUCAAUUACGAAACUGAGUACACUCAAGUGGCAGGUUUACUUCUCAACGUGACACAGAAGUUGAUUCACGACGGGGAAGCAGCAUUGAUGUUCGUUCGGGUGCAAAUCGCGAAGUGCAUGCUCCGCUUCCUCAACUGUCGUGACAUGUACAUCCAACAGGCAGCACUUGAGAUUCUUGGGAGAGUUGCCGAUUGGUCAGCCGUCUGUCGUGUGGAACUCUGUGCCUCAACUGCAAUCGACAUUUGUUUGCAGCUCAUACCCACGAGGGAUCUCUUAACGCAGAAUUUACUCCGAAUAUUGUCAUGUGAAGACCAGGCUCGAGAACAAAUACGAAUCUACGAUGGAGUACCAAUUCUUGUAGGAUUGCUGUCAGUGAGAAAUUCGCGGCUGCAGUGGCAUGUGGCUUGGUCGUUAGCACAACUUGCCGAGGACGAAGAGACUUCUGUUGAGAUUGUGCAACUUGGCGGUAUUUCACUCAUACUAUCAGAAUUCUUAACUCUGAAGCCGCCCACUAAAGCACUUAACGAUUGGAUUGCCAUGGUCACAGGUCUGUGCGCACUUUUGGCUCAAUUGUGUCAAUGCGACUCAAACCAGUAUCAGCUAAUCAACAACAAUGGGGUUUACUUGUUGGGACGUGCGCUUCUGCUGAGCACCGAAGACGAGCGAUUACGGGAGAAUCAGGGCUGGAAGAGUGUGCAGUGUUCUAUUUUUCGUGUUCUACGCAUUCUGUUCUCCUUGGAAAGAAAUCGCGGGAUGUUCAAAAAGGUAUUCCCACCCACCUUCUUCGAGCAAUUUAUCGACGUUGGACAUUAUGUGCGCGAUCUCUCAUCUUAUCGACCCUUGGUAACAGAAUACUCCAAAGUCAUCGACUCUUCCUCCGUAGCAGAUUUGCAAGCUUCAUGGGAAUCAGUUAAUCAAAAGCGCGACCCCAUUGGAAGAGUGGCCGAUUACGAACUGCUCGAUCAACUUGGUGCUGGUGCAUUUGGCUGUGUUUAUACUGCUCGCAAAGUAGGAUCCACAGCUAGCAAUGGCGUUUACCAGUACUAUGCACUCAAAGAGAUUUACAUGGCUCAACUUAGUGGCGAAAAGGACGACAAAAGCCUUGGCGAUGUUAUUAGCGAGGUGAAAAUAAUAAAACAACAACUUCGUCAUCCAAACAUUGUACGAUAUCGCCGCGUUUUCGUUGAACACCACCGGCUGUACAUCCUCAUGGAUCUCAUCGAAGGAACUUCACUAAAGGAACAUAUCAUAUCGGUGCGGGAAAAGCGACAGUUCUUUUCCGAGGAUCGAAUUUGGAACAUGGUCAUCCAAACUACACUCGCUCUACGGUACCUGCACAAGGACAAGCAGAUCGUUCACAGAGACCUGAAACCUAACAACAUAAUGAUCGCAGAGAACGACCGCGUCGUGAUAACAGACUUCGGAUUGGCCAAAAAAAGAGGCAGUGAAUACUUAAAUUCUGCGGCAGGCACCUUCAUAUACAGCUGUCCCGAAAUCGUGCAGAAUAUGGGCUAUGGUGAGAAGGCCGAUGUUUGGUCGUUUGGAUGCUGCAUCUACGAGAUGGCUGUUCUUCGUCCUCCAUUUUAUUCGCAAAACAUGUUGGCGUUAGCCACACAAAUCGUUGAAGGAAAGUAUGAACCAUUGGGUAACGACCGUAGCAGCGAUCUCUGUCUGCUCAUCUCUUCGUGCCUAACUGUUUCUCCUAAUUUGAGACCGGACAUCGUUGAAGUGGCCCGCAUAGCGGCACCUCACAUGCUCCUCUGUCUGGAUGACAUCUUUAGAACCUACGUCUCCAAAACGAAGGCGGAAGAAGUGCCUCAAGAAUACAAACGCAAAAGAGAUAACGCUUCUCUCGAGUCAUCCUCGAAUUCUUCAGUGGGAUGUCUUUCACGUCGAAAGUCAGUGAUUCCCGAAGGUAACGCACAACAACUGAAGAACCAGCGAUUACCAGUAGUCGACAACAGCAUCGAUAAACCAAGAACGAUAAAAUCCUUGUCAGCUGGCCAGACUGCGCGAAACAUAGCAGUCGGCACAUCUUGCUCCCUACCGAAGAUAUGUAGUUUUGGACGGGACCGUCGAGUGACUAUAGCUGAGGGAAAUCAUAGGAGAGCCAGCUCUUCUGGUUCGAUAGAUCGUCGUUUCGUUAGGCACCAAGAAGGACUCAGCGUCCGCUCAGCAUCACUAAGGCCGAUCUCUGAUCCACUACUUGAUGUCCUCUCUCAGAUCCAUAAGAUCGUUUUAAUAAGUGAAGCAGCACUUUCAGAUCCUUCUGAUUCGACAAAUCAUAAGCGACGAGUAGUGGAACAAUUUCGGCGUCGCAUCUUUAGCAAAUCAAGCAAUGCGGAUUUGAUUAAGAAGCAUUUACGGAAGCUAUCAGCAGAAGCACAUGAGGAAAUUGAAUUGGAUCUGGGCUAUUCCGACUUUCGCCCAGUGCUGGCCGAUAUUCACAUGUCCGGGUAUCAAAAUGAUAAGAAGGUAACUGGAAUCACUUACGAACAAUUAUCAGCGUGUAUUCAAAUCCUCAUCCAAGAGAUUCGUUAA